Cyprinodon tularosa is the source of this 4402-nucleotide messenger RNA. RefSeq lists its product as uncharacterized. Gene Ontology annotation, molecular function: G protein-coupled receptor activity. Gene Ontology annotation, biological process: cell surface receptor signaling pathway; adenylate cyclase-activating G protein-coupled receptor signaling pathway. The transcript is spliced from 35 exons. Gene Ontology annotation, cellular component: membrane. NCBI's taxonomy places the organism in Eukaryota, Metazoa, Chordata, Actinopteri, Cyprinodontiformes, Cyprinodontidae. The record is from RefSeq and is a predicted model, not a curated record. Bases 71 to 3931 code for a protein of 1286 amino acids.
AGCUCUGAUACUUUAAUUCUCCCUUUAUGCCCCAUUUUUAUGCUCCUGCCAUCCUGCACUCUUCUGGAAAAUGUCGCUGUCGGUCGUAAAUCACCACUGGAUCCCAGUUUUGAUAUUUGCUCUCUGCUCUGGGUUUUUACUCCAGAACCACUUUUGUGAAGCUUCAGGAACAGGGAAAAAACACAGGCUCAAAAACAUACUUUUUCUUAGUGCUGAAGAAGUUGCAGUCAAUCCUGUUUUUCCAUCAGCCAUUUUCUUUCAUAAAGUCAAUGGAACUGGGCUUUGUUUCAACAUCCAGGGAAACCAGUCUAACGCAAAUUGUUGUAGCAGCGAAUAUUUUUCCUGCAGCAGCAAAAUAGAUCAGCUCAGUAACAGCACUUACAGGGUGACUGUGAAUGAAGGGACUCUUCUCAAGCACGAUAUCGUGGUCUUACUAAAACCAAUGAGCAAUUUUUCAUGCAAUCUGUCAGACCUCCACAAUUCAACAGAGUUCAUAAGAAACCUUCACAACUGGUUAAAGCCAGGUGGCAGAAAUAUCAGACUGAGCCUGGAUAAUCCAUGUUUAAGUAUUAAUAAUGAUUCACAGACUUGUCAAGGUAAAAUUGAUUACAUGUUUGAGUUUGGAUCUAAAAUGACAACUUGUGUGAAAAGGGUCUCUUGCGAACCAUCGGACCAACCUGGGAAUCAAAAUCGUGUUUGCAAAGCUUCAGGAAUGAGGGGUAAACGCAGGCUCAAAAACCUACUUUUCAUUAGUACUAAAGAGAAUACUCAUAAUCCCUUUCCUCCAUCAGCUGUUGUCUUUAAACAACUAUAUGAAACUCGGCUUUGUUUCAACAUCAAGGCAAACCAGGCUAACGCAGAUUGUUGUAGCAGUGAAUAUUUUUCCUGCAGCACCAAAAUAGAUCCACUCAUUAAUAGCACUUACAGGCUGACUGUAAAUGAAGGGACUCUACACAAGCACGAUAUUGUGGUCAUACUAAAACCAAUGAGCAAUUUUUCAUGCAAUAUGUCAGACCUCCACAAUUCAACAGAGACUAUAUUAAACGUUCACAAGUGCUUAAAUCCAGGUGGCAGAAAUAUCAGAAUGAGUCUGGGUUACCCUUGUUCUAAACUAUGUAAUGAGUCACAGACUCAUCAAGAUCCGAUUGAAUACACGUUUGAGUUUGGACUUAAAAUAACAUCUUGUGUAAAAACAAUCCCUUGUGAAGCUUCUGACCUGGCUGGGAAUCAUCGGAACUUAACUUUUCAGCACUUAAGCAAUGAGAUGAGUCUAAAUAAAUCGAUAAAUAUUAUGAACAAUUUUAGCUCCUACCUUGACAAAAUGGGAGAUUCUGAGACCGCAUUCAUUAAAAUUGGUGAAAUAACGGGGACAAUUGCUAGACUACAACAAGAUCAAGAUAAGACUACAUUGAAUAUUGGUUUCACAUCCAAUGGGGAAGUACAAUUUCUAAAGGAAAACAAUGACGUGGAGAUGGAUAUCGUUCUCAGCAUUACAAUAUCUAAGAAAGAUGAUAGUAUAACAUCAGAGCGAAAGGUCAAAUACAUUGGAGUUCUGCUUUUUCCAGGAAUGCCUAAACAAUUUGAGUCAAAUAGCUCUUUUUUGAACAAUAAAGUCCUGGGGAUUAAAAUAGGACCAACCAAUCAUUCUGGAAAAAUUGACAUUCUCUACAAUAAUGUAGACACGAGCGAAAAAAGUGUCUUCUGUGUAUCAUCUGAUAGCAAAGGCCAAAACUGGACCAUGGAUCAUUGUGACACCAAUGCAACAGCCGGAAAUGUCACCUGCCGAUGCCCUCUUCAUGCAUUUAUUGCCGUUGUCAUGAUGCCGUCUAAACCAGAGAUGACGUUUGAAACAAACAAAAGCAGACCUUUAGACACAGAGGAAAUAUUAAACAUCAUGGACCUGGCGGAUAACUAUACCAAACAGAUGGGAGGAGCUCAAACAGCAGCAAUCAGAAUAGGCAAUGUCACUGGAGUGGUUGCUAAGCUACCAGAAAAUUCUGCUGACAUGAACUUUGGCUUUGGUGCUGGAGGAGAUGUAAUGCUUUUUGGGGAAUUCCAGAAAAAAAACGGCGGUCCCGCUAGACAAAUUAAACUUCCAAAAGAAGCUAUUGAAAUGGCAAAAAAACAAGAGGAAACACACAUCAGAAUUCUGAUUUUUCCAGGAAUUAUUGGUAAAAAUGGCUCCAAUGAUUCCCUUUUCAGUGAUGAAGUGCUGGGAAUUAAAAUAGGAAGAAAUAUAUCGAAUCUGUCACAACGCAUCAAAAUUCAAUACAAAGAUGCUACAUUGAUGCAAACUGAACAAAAAUACACUUGUGUAUCAUGGACAAUUAAAAAUAGAGAAGACACCAAUCCAAAUUGGACAAUGGACGGCUGUAAUACAACUUUGGAAGACAAAGGAGCCAAGUGUGAAUGCUCUCAUCUAACAUUCUUUGCCAUUUUGAUUAAUAAGAAAAUAGAAGAAAAAAGGACAACUCUAACUUUUAGAGCACCAGAUCGUCCUCUGACCUCAGAGGAAGCAGUAAAUUUAAUGAAGAAUCUGAGUUCUAUAGUGGACAUGAUGGGGAACGCCCAAGUAGCAACCAUUGAAAUGGGGAAAAUUUCUGGAGUUAUUCAAAGACUACCACAACAAAAUAAGACAACCAUCAACAUUGGCUUUGAUGCAAGUGGGAAAGUAGAGGAAAAGGAUGAUGUGGUUACUGGCUCCAUGCAAACAAUACGUCUUUCUAAAGAAGCCAGUGAAAUGGCUGUGAAAAAAAAUGGAUCAUAUGCGGGAGUUUUGCGCUUCCCAGAUAUUGAGAAGCUUAACAAAACCAGUUUAUUUUUAAACAACGUAAUUCUUGGGAUAGAUAUGGGAGUAAAUAUAUCCAACCUCUCAGAAACCAUCGACAUUCACUUCCGUGAUGUGAAUACGGCUGAAGCUAAUGCUACUUGUGUAUCUUGGGAUGGCACAAGUAAAGAAGGUGGCAAAGAAAAAUGGACAACAGAUGGUUGCCUGACGAAAGAGUCCAACGGCAGCAUCACAUGCCAAUGCUCUCAUCUUACAUUUUUUGCAAUCCUCAUGACAUCAGGUGAGAACAUCAGUCCCUCUCAUUUGGAAGCACUCACCCAAAUCACAAAAGCCGGCUGUGGCAUGUCCAUAUUUUUCCUGAGUGUGGCUAUCUUCAUGCAUUUUCUCAUACGGAAGACUAAAGCCACCCAAGCUGUACAGAUCCUGAUGAAUCUCUUCAUUGCCUUGUUCUUCCUGAACUUAUGCUUUUUAUUAAAUGAGACCAUUGCUAACCUGGAGAACUUUGCAGCAUGUGUGGUGAUGGCAGCGUUUAUGCACUAUAGCAUGCUUGCCACAUUCACUUGGUUCUUCAUGCAGGCUUUGCACCUGUACUUCAAUCUGCACAAAAUUCCAACAGAUGUCAAAUAUUACAUAUGCAAGAUUUGCUGCACUGGAUGGGUUCUUCCAGCUGUUAUGGUGCUUGGACUUGUUGCCUCAAACAAAUAUGAUCACGUAACGAUUUCUGGCAAUAACGACACCUCAGUAAACAUGUGCUGGAUCCCUGAUUCUACCAUUCACUUAGGUGUAAACAUUGGUUACUAUAGCAUUGUGUUCAUCUUCACUUUAACCAUAUUUAUAGUAACCAUAGUGCAUAUCAAACACUAUGCAUCUAAAGAGAAAAAAACCCAGGAGUCCUCCAAGACAAGGAUUUUCUCUCUUCUGGGUUUAUUCUGCCUUUUGGGAAUUACAUGGGGGUUUGCAUUUUUUAGCUACGGUCCUAUGCUCCUUCCCUCCUACUACAUCUUCACCAUCCUUAACUCUUUUCAAGGAUUCUUCCUGUUUGUUUACUACUACUUCUCCAGCAAGAUCAUUCCAGAGGACCAAAAGCAAUCUCAGAGCAGCAGCCAAUCCUCACAGACUGUGUACACAUCACCUUACGGAUAAGUUGCUUAUCCUUCCUCCCAGCCUCAUAUAACCUAAGUUAAUUUACUAUAUGCUUAAUAAUUUAAGUGAACUGAUACAAUUUAGAAAAUAAAAAGGAUCUAAUGAUAUACCUAAUUUACUUACAUAAAACUUUUUUGCUGGUUCACCUUUAUCACAGAGACAAUGAUGCCAUGCAAGAACUGUUCAUAAAAACAAAUUUGUUCUUAAAUUGUUUUAAGGGAAAAUUAUGCAGUCACUAUUUUUCUCCUAUUUAUAAUCUACUCUCAGGUACAAAGACUUAAUGUAGGAGACUUGCACCAUCAGUCAGUGGUUAUCCAAACCUAGAUUCCCCUAAAUGACUAUAUGUUACUUAGAAGAAAUUGUCCAUUGUAUUAGGCUACAUCAUUAUGUAUGAUGCAACUGUUAGGAUAAUUAUCACUGAAGAUUUGUGUUUAUUACACCUUGGUAUUUGCUGUCUGUUGCAUGUCAGAA